Clonostachys rhizophaga is the source of this 1518-nucleotide messenger RNA. The record is from the annotation of a GenBank genome assembly. NCBI's taxonomy places the organism in Eukaryota, Fungi, Ascomycota, Sordariomycetes, Hypocreales, Bionectriaceae.
AUGGAUAAAAACAAUCUUCCAGAAGCUCGUCACCAAGAGAUAGCUGAAGUAGAUGCGGGAAUUCCCACACUCACCGACCAUGGGGUUGUCUCAGGUCCACUACGACACUUGAGCCCUGAAGAGAACAAAAGAGUGCUUCGUCGUAUUGACCUGGUUCUGAUGCCGAUCAUGUUCAUAUCCUAUGGCCUCCAGUAUAUGGACAAGGCAAUCCUAGGAGCGGCAUCUCAAUUUGGUGUAGUUGAGGAAGUUGGCUUGUAUGAUAUUGUAAUGGCCAAUGGGAAACCACAAAUUGACCUCACUAAAUUUUCUUUGGCGACCCUUAUAUUCUACUGGGGGUUUGCCGCAGGCGCUUUCCCAGCAUCCUUCCUCUCAAGCCGGUUCCCCAUCGGAACGUUUUGCGGGGCAUCUGUUUUCAUAUGGGGUCUUGUCACAAUGGCUGCUGCGUUGGUUCACUCAUAUUCGGGCAUGAUGGCUCUACGAUUCUUCCUUGGUUUCAUCGAAGCCGCUAUUCCAGCAGCCUUCUCGCUCAUUAUUGCGAUGUGGUACAAGCCAGAUGAACAGCCUCUCCGAUUUGCCAUCUGGGUAUCUGCAAGCGUUAUCGGAGGGGUGCUUGGCACUGUUCUCCUCUGGGGAGUCGGCCACAUCAACGGCUCACUGAGCCCUUGGAAGUAUCAAUUUACUGUUCUCGGAGCAAUAAUUUCAGCCUGGGGAAUCUUUCUCGCUAUUGCAAUGCCGAGAUAUCCUGCUUCUGCUUAUUUCUUAUCUGGGAAAGACAGGACUUUGGCAGUGGACAGGAUCCGCGCCUGUAAAACAGCAGCAAAGGACGAGGGCUUCAAGCUUCAUCAGGUCAAAGAGGCUUUCCAGGACCCCAAGACAUGGGCUUACAUCUUCGUGACAUUAAGUUGUCAACUAGCAAAUGGUGCUGUACCGGGAUUCGGCCCUAUCAUUAUAAGUUCAUUUGGAUUUGGCCCGCUGCAAUCAGUUCUCAUAGCAGGCUCUUUGGGAGGUACCUUGUUCCUGUCGAUGGUGGCAGUCGGGCAUAAAUGCAAUGUUGCGUUUGCUACCUGCUUGCUAAUCAUCAUAGGGUGCGCUAUUGUUUGGAAGGCGUCGUGGAAGUCUCUUGGAGUACCCCUUUUCGGCUUCCUCCUUGUCGGAUUUUUCGCUACUCCUUACGUGAUGAUCCUUUCCCUAGUCACAGCAAAUACGGCAGGCCAGACGAAGAAGGUUGUUGUAACUGGAUUGGUCUGGUUCGCAUAUUGUGUGAGCAAUGGUGUUGCUCCGCUUCUUGUCAGGUCGACAGAGCAAGCGCAGCACUACCCUUCGCUUUUUAUUCCCAUUCUCUCUCUACUUAGCGCGGGGCUACUUGUUCUUGUUGCGCUUAGAUGGUACUUGGAUGCUUGCAACAAGAAAAGGGAAGCAGACGCUCUUUCUAAUGGGGGGAGCACUCAAUCUCCUGAUGAGACGGCGUCUUUGGAUUUAACGGACAAGGAAAACCCGAACUUCCGUUAUCAUCUCUGA